AUGGCCACGCCCAGGGUCUUCCUCAUCCGCCACGGCGAGACGGAGUGGUCGCUCAACGGCAGGCACACCGGCUCGACCGACAUUCCCCUCACCGCCAACGGCGAGAAGCGAGUCAAGGCCACCGGCCGCGCCCUCAUCGGCAGCGACCGCCUCAUCGUGCCCAAGAAGGUGGCUCACAUGAAGCGCGCCCAGCGCACCUUUGAGCUGCUGAACCUGGGCUCGCGGGAGCGCCUGCCCUGGCACGCCCACGGCGCCGCGUCCGAGGGCGCGCCCCAGCCCUGCGGCGCGGCCGUGCAGGUCACCGAGGACAUCCGCGAGUGGGACUACGGCGACUACGAGGGCAUCACGACGCCCGACAUCCGCAGGAUGCGCCGGGAGCAGGGGCUGUCGGCCGACUGGGACAUCUGGAAGGACGGGUGCCCCGGCGGAGAGAGCCCGUGGGACGUCACGCACCGGCUGGACCGGCUCAUCAUGGACAUCCGCGAGCGGUGGCAGCGCCCGGCGUUCGGCGGCGGCACCGACAGGCCCGGCGACGUGCUGGUCGUGGCGCACGGGCACAUCCUGCGCGCCUUUGCCAUGCGCUGGAUCCGCAAGACGCUGCAGGACGGGCCGACGAUGCUGCUCGAGGCCGGCGGCGUGGGCACGCUGAGUAUCAAGGAGCCUGCUAUCCUCCUCGGCGGUGCCUUUAUCGUGGAUAUCAUCGACGAGGACGAGGCGGAGGAGACGGAGAAGAAGCUGGCGUAG
Thyridium curvatum is the source of this 744-nucleotide messenger RNA. RefSeq lists its product as uncharacterized. The record is from RefSeq and is a predicted model, not a curated record. Gene Ontology annotation, molecular function: sedoheptulose-bisphosphatase activity. Gene Ontology annotation, biological process: ribose phosphate biosynthetic process. The coding region runs from base 1 to 744 and encodes 247 amino acids. The transcript has 4 exons. NCBI's taxonomy places the organism in Eukaryota, Fungi, Ascomycota, Sordariomycetes, Thyridiales, Thyridiaceae.